Messenger RNA from Capsella rubella, 1158 nucleotides. Its product is annotated as caffeoylshikimate esterase. Lineage: Eukaryota; Viridiplantae; Streptophyta; Magnoliopsida; Brassicales; Brassicaceae. The transcript is spliced from 7 exons. Gene Ontology annotation, cellular component: membrane. Gene Ontology annotation, molecular function: lipase activity. The coding region runs from base 80 to 1012 and encodes 310 amino acids. The record is from RefSeq and is a predicted model, not a curated record.
UCUUCGUCUAUAUAUAUUGAAAACAAAAUCCAGUUUUCUUCUUUCUUAAAAGUUAAAAACAAAAACAGAACUAACCACCAUGUACAAAGAGGAUUAUGUAUUGAACUCACGAGGGAUACAACUUUUCACGUGUUCAUGGAAACCAGAGGAGCAGCAAGAACCAAAGGCUUUAAUCUUUCUCUGUCAUGGCUACGCCAUGGAAUCAAGCAUCACCAUGAACAGCACUGCAAUGAGGUUGGCCAAGGCAGGAUUCGCCGUCUACGGUAUGGACUAUGAAGGGCAUGGUAAAUCCGGGGGAUUAAAUGGUUACGUCAGAAAGUUUGAUGAUCUUGUUCUUGACGUCUCUUCUCAUUACUCUUCAAUUUGCGAGAGGGAAGAGAGUAAGGGGAAGAUGAGGUUUCUAAUGGGAGAAUCAAUGGGAGGAGCAGUCGUGUUACUGCUAGCGAGAAAGAAGCCUGGUUUUUGGGACGGUGCUGUUUUGGUCGCCCCCAUGUGUAAGUUGGCAGAAGACAUAAAGCCACAUCCUAUGGUGAUCUCAUUUCUCACAAAGCUAACUCGGUUUAUUCCAACUUGGAAGAUAGUUCCUAACAACGAUAUUAUUGAUGUGGCUUUUAAAGAAUCCCACAUUCGAAAACAGGUAAGGGAAAACGAGUAUUGCUACAAGGGCCGACCUCGCUUGAAAACCGCUCACCAACUCUUAAUGGUUAGCUUGGAUCUUGAAAAGAAUCUUCAUCAGGUAUCAAUGCCGUUUAUUGUCCUUCACGGUGAAGAUGAUAAAGUUACGGACAAAAAUGUAAGCAAGCUACUAUACGAGGUGGCUUCGAGUUCGGACAAGACUUUCAAGUUAUACCCGAACAUGUGGCAUGGGCUUUUAUACGGGGAACCUCCUGAGAAUUUGGAGAUUGUGUUUGCUGAUAUCAUAAGCUGGUUAAACGAGAGAGCUUCUGUCCCAAACCAAAGGUCGGAGGCUGAGUUAAAGCAUAUGAAUGAUGGCUUUUCUAUGCAUAAAUAAUAAAGUGUUGUACAACGUUGAGUUAGUAUGAGAAUGUUGUUACUUAUGUACACUAACUAGUGCAAACCAUGAUAGACUUUUUAAAACCGUUCUCUGUUAUAAAAUCAUUCAAAUUAAUGAAAUAAAAGUCUUCAAUUUGAAAACCA